This is a messenger RNA of Patiria miniata (bat star), 1688 nucleotides long. RefSeq names its product probable flavin-containing monoamine oxidase A. Gene Ontology annotation, molecular function: oxidoreductase activity. The record is from RefSeq and is a predicted model, not a curated record. NCBI's taxonomy places the organism in Eukaryota, Metazoa, Echinodermata, Asteroidea, Valvatida, Asterinidae. The transcript has 12 exons. Bases 166 to 1572 code for a protein of 468 amino acids.
GGUGCAUUGGGCGGGGGCUCACGUCUCCCCCUCAUGGGCAGGAACCAUGAAUGGAGCAGUGCAUUCUGGGAUACGUGCGGCCAACGACAUCAUCGAGCAGAUGAAGUAAACAUUCGAGGACACUUUUAAAUUGUCACUGAAUAAGAAGUUUUGACAGUUUGAUUGAUGGCGUACACAGGACGUGACUUUGACUGUGAUGUCGUCAUUGUUGGGGCCGGCUUAUCAGGCCUGACUGCAGCGUACACCCUUCUCAAGCACGACAGCAAUUUGGACGUCAGGAUUCUCGAAGCCAGUGAUCGUAUUGGCGGGGAAAUACUUACGAAGACUCUAAAAUGUGCGAACGGUGAGACAGACCAAUUUGAUCUUGGAGCUUACCAUAUUCCAGAGAAACAGAAAGAAAUCAACGACCUCCUAGCAGAGUUGGACAUCCAGAAAUACCCGCAGUACGAGGAAGGCAAGAAAUCUUUAGAACUUCUGGACGGCCAAGUAAAAUCCGUCUUGGGGCCCAUCAUGAUGCCGGUUGGAAUCACCGCUCUGCUGGACUUAGUUUCGUUUUUUAUCAAGGUUGGUUCCGCAUCUAACGCUAUUAAUCUUGAGAACCCGCAGCUCUCCGUUAAUGCAGCGGAUCUGGACGGAACGAGCAUGGAGGAUUUCUGCAAGAAAACCGCUUGGACAACGGGAGGUGCUGAUCUGAUGGACAUGAUGGUAAUGGCAUUUCAUGAGAGGGCGCCAGCACAUAUCUCAGUGAUGGAACACCUUUAUUUGAUAAAGUCACGUGGUGGCUUGAUGGCACUAGAGAGUGGAUAUAACACCAAGAUUAAGGGAGGAAUGUAUCAAGUUUGCCAGAAACUCGUUGCACACAUCAAAGAGGAAAACAUCCACACUAGGGAGAAAGUCGUCAGUAUUGCCCAAGAGGACAGACUUGAGAGGGAGCUUGUUCGAACGCAGAGCGGCAAGGUGGUGUCUGCAAAGCAUGUUGUCGUUGCAGUGCCGCUGAGCAAUAUUGCUGACCUUGAGUUUAUUCCACCGUUUGCUAUCGAAAUGCCUGCACCUCCUUACACCCUGGGAUCGAUAAGUUUUGUUGCGACUUACAGUCAGCCGUUUUGGAGGGACGCAGGAUUCUCCGGCCACUUUAUAAGCUUGUUGUCAAUCCUGGCGCAGAUCAGGGAACUUCCCCAGGCAGGGCCUCUCGCCAUAGUCAUGGAUGGAGAAUCAACCAAUGGCCAUGCAGCGCUGUUUGGAUCCCUAGUAACCGGCAACAUGAGGAAUCCAACGUGGGUGACUGACAAACUGAAGACUAUGGAUGAACGUAAGGCGGUUGUGCUGACCAAGCUGGCUGAGAUCUUCGGACGGCAAGCCGAGCAAGCCAUUGAUUAUGCUGACCAUGUUUGGGAGCCUCAGGAGGGGGUUCAAGAAAUGAGUAAAUUCAUGGAUAAAUUUGCAUUCUUCAGUCAGUCAUCUGGCAGGGUGCAUUGGGCGGGGACUCACGUCUCCCCAUGGGCAGGAAACAUGAACGGAGCAGUGCAUUCUGGGAUACUUGCGGCCAACGACAUCAUCGAGCAGAUGAAGUAAACGUUCCUAAGAUGCUGUCAAAUACUAGCGUCACUUUUUGUACAGAUCUGAAAUCGAGGUACUGGAUCACAAGUCCUUCACAAGUCCAUCACAUGUCCAUCACAUGUCCAUCACAU